Molecule: messenger RNA, 2744 nt
Organism: Brassica rapa (field mustard)
Lineage: Eukaryota; Viridiplantae; Streptophyta; Magnoliopsida; Brassicales; Brassicaceae
Product: F-box protein SKIP14
Cellular component (GO): cytoplasm
Molecular function (GO): protein binding
Source: RefSeq, a predicted model, not a curated record
UAUUUAUUUUUUUGGCUUCCUAAAAUAAGAAAACAAAAAACAAAGAAGGGAGAAUUUAUCGCACAAGUUUCUCGUCCUUUCCAUCGUUUUCUCUCUUGACUCGGUCGACCACACCAACCAACCAACCAACCCCAAACUCUCUCUCUCUCUUUCUUGAAUCCAAUUCGCUUUACCAACAAGAGGAAGGAACCUGCUCCUGCUGCUGCCUUGUUUCAAAUCCAAUCGGAAACUGCUUCAGAGAUCUCGCUCAUUUCGCGGCUGAGGGUUCGGCUUUGGCUUCUCCCGGUUCUUCCUGGGUCUGAGAGAAAAGGGUUUAUUGGUUGUUUCAUUUCGAUCAACAAGUCUUCAUCUUUUUUAAUUUAGGUUUCGAAUUUUCUGGAAAACCCUAAGUCUCUACACAGAAAAGAACAAAAAAAACAAUUUAUUGAUUCUUUCAUUCAUUGAUUCAUGUGUGACCACCACCAAUUCGUUGUUAAUACGUCUCAUCUUAGCGUUUUCAGUUUCGUUUCCUUUUAGGUUUCUUCUUAGGCUUCGUUCGUUUUACUUUCUAAUCUCUAAACAAAAGGAAAGCUCAGAACUUUUGAGUGACUAGUAUUUUUUUGUUGUCAUCUCAAACCAAAAAAAAAAGAGAGCUUUUUUCGGAUCUGAUCUUGGGGUUUCACUGUACAAAAGGGAUUCUUUUUUAGGUUAAGUGUAUAUAUAUAUAGAUUAGGAGAUAUGGCGUUGAAUUUUUCACAGAGGAACUUUUCUCCCCAUUUAUCCGAGGAACCGAUGAAGAUAGCCAAUGGGUAUCUCGUUGAGGGAGUUUCCGAGAGGAAAGAUGAUGUUUUUUCCCAUCCUUGGUGUUCAAGUAUUGCUAAAGGUGAUUCAGCAGCUUCUUCUGUUGAUAUACUUGAUGUUCUGCCUUCUGAUCCUUUUGGCAUGGAUAUCAACAAUACUUUCACUGCCAUCACUGGAUGGCUUGAGGAUUUGGAGGUUGAUUAUGGGAGAGAUGAGCGUGGGGUUGGUGAUGGGAACCACCACCAGCAGCUCUUUGCUAGGUUGAGUUUCAUUUGGAACAAUGCAAUGCGGUUUCAGGAGUUCCCGGAGAGUAAUAAUGUGUAUGAUAAUGGGUGGGGGUCGUUGAAUGGGUUUGGUGAUGGAUCUUGUCAUGGUGCCUUCGUGUCUGCUGGUAGUGUGGAUGAGGAUGGGAGGAAUGGUGGCGAAGUUGCAGAGAGCAGUGGUCGAUGCACCGAUGAUGGAGGAGGGAACGCAAACGUUGUUCAUCCGGCGUUUGGUUUUUGUCUUUAUCACUUGGGGGUUAAGGAUCUUCUUUCAGUUAGUAUGGUUUGCAAGUCGCUGCAUACGACUGUCUGUGAUGACUCGCUGCUGUGGAGACAUAUCCACAUUUCUCAGCCGUUGAAUGAGAAGAUCACUGAUGAGGCUCUUCUGCAGUUAACCGAGCGUGCUCAGGGCACUAUGCAGUGUUUGAGGCUCGUAGAUUGCUCGAGAGUUACAGAAGAUUGUCUCAAGCAGGUGUUGGAGCGCAACCCACAAGUAGUCAAGCUUGGUGUGCCUGGAUGCAUAAGGAUCACUAUCGAUGGUGUUUUGAGCAUCUUGAGAGAUCUGAAGUCUGCGGGAAAGCUUCAGGUGAAGCACUUGGAGAUCGGUGGCCUCUUUGGAGUCACGAAAGAUCACUAUGAUGAAUUGUUUGGUUUGUUAAACAUAGAAACUAAUGUGGAGCAGUCCAUACAGAAGCCACGUUUUUACCAUAGAGGAUACUCAUAUGUCUCCUGCGAUGAUAACGAGGGGAUAGAUAUUGAGAUGUGCCCAAAAUGUGAGAACUCGAGGCUUGUGUAUGACUGUCCAGCAGAAGAUUGUAAAGGGAAGGAGGAAUGUCGUGCUUGUUCUCUUUGCAUACAGAGGUGUUUUCAGUGUGGUCGGUGCAUCAAUGAUAGUGAGUAUGAGGAAACCUUUUGUCUGGAGUUCUUGUGCGCUGAUUGUUCCAAGCCGUCCUCUGAGUUACCUCUCUAGGUAGAAAAUUCAGUCUGAGCCGUUCUUUUCAUUCUGAAAUUGAAUGUCUCAGUUCUUCAUGGGUAAGGUGUAGGUGCCAUAGUAUCCUGUACAUAUAUUAGUAUGGCUUUAUUUGGGGUUUGGAGAAGUCAGAAAAAAAGGAAAAAAAAAAACGAAUCAUCGAAUAGUUUUUGUGGGUGAAGACUACACAAGGAGUCUGUAAUGGGUGUAAUAUGCAUUGAUGGAAAUCCGCUUUUAGUUUGAGAAACAGAUUAUGAAGCUUAGGUGGUAUCCUGCUGUCUUGACUGAGAGUUGCAUGAUGGGUUAUUUGUUUUGAGAAAGUCAACGAGAAAAAGGAAAGGAAAGGAAAGACUGUGUAAAAGAGUAGUGUGUUUUGUAGCAGGCGGUGCGAUCUGUCAGCUGCUUUGGUAGUUGAGUUUGGAGGGUAAAGAAUAUGAGUUUUUAGCGCAUCUGAAGCCAUCAAAGGAGACCAUAAUAUUGGUAAAAGAAUAGAUGGAGAUGUUUUGGUGGGAGUUAAGCAUGGAGACUAGAGACUACAUUAAACUCCACUCCAUGUUGAUCAAGGUGUGCCACUUUGGUGAAAUCUUGGAGAUGGACUUUAACUAUCUAGGAACUUCUUUAUUGAAAUAAUUAUAUGUUAUAUCUUUUGUUGAAUAAUUGUCGUAAAAUAAAGGUUUCCCUUGGCUUUAGACUUCCAUUAAAAAUAACAAAAAAUAAAAGUUGUAACUUUU